This is a messenger RNA of Leptopilina boulardi, 824 nucleotides long. RefSeq names its product mitochondrial fission process protein 1. Gene Ontology annotation, cellular component: mitochondrion. The coding region runs from base 220 to 720 and encodes 166 amino acids. The transcript has 3 exons. The record is from RefSeq and is a predicted model, not a curated record. Gene Ontology annotation, biological process: mitochondrial fission. NCBI's taxonomy places the organism in Eukaryota, Metazoa, Arthropoda, Insecta, Hymenoptera, Figitidae.
UAUUCCAAUUAAAUUUUUGUCACAUGGUGUUAUAGUUGACAUCAAUAAAUUUUCUUUCUGACUUUUCUUAAAUAUUAUUCCUGAUUUUGUUUAAUUGAAAAUUGAUUCAAUAAUGAAAAAGGAUUCGUGAAAAUUGAUAAAAAGGUGUUAUGAUAAAAAUAAUUUUUUCGAGUAAAAAUAAUGUAAAUUUUAUAAAGCUGUAAAAAAACCAGGCCUAUAAUGGAUAAUAAAGAACGAGAAGUGGAUUUAUAUCGCGAUACACCCUUACGGUAUCUGGGUUACACCAAUGAAGUGGGUGAAGCAUUUAGAAAUACAGUACCAAAAAAGGUUGUAUGGUUUUCUUAUCUAGUAGCUUCUGGAUAUGUAAUAGCCGAUACAUUUCAUAAAGCAUCAAAAGUUUACAAGAUGGACACUACUUUAGAUAAAAAUAAAAAUUUACUUCUAUCGGCAACGGAUACUUUAUUAUGGCAGGGAUUGGCGUCAAUAAUUAUUCCCGGAUUUACAAUAAAUAGAAUAUGUGCAGGAGUUCGUUUUCUUCAGAUGAGAAAUAUAUUAAAUUUAAAGGGUCCUUGGAUAUCAACUGCAAUUGGUCUUGCCUCAAUUCCAUUAAUUAUUCGACCAAUAGAUUUGUCAGUUGAAAAUAUGAUGGACUCCACUUAUCGCAAGUGGACAGGUUAUUAUCCUCAUUAUGGUGAAUCAAUUCAAAGAGAAAAGGACUAAAAUGUAAAUAUAUAUAUAUAUAUAUAAAUAGGUGUGAUAUAUUAAAUUAAAUAGUAUAGUACAAAUUAGAAUUUAAUGAAAUUUAUAAACAAUUACGAGUUAAA